GUUAUAUAUACAAUGGAGAAGAAGACAUCACUAUUACAAGCUAGAAAGGCUAUACUUGACCGACAACAUCAACAACAACAGACUACAAAGACUACAAAGACAACAAAGACACCAAAGGAACAAUUAUUACAAAAGCCAAAGAAUACCUCAAAGUCUACAUCUACAACUCCAACAAAGAAUGAUCAAACUGCUACAUCAACGACCUCAACUACAUCAACUACAUCAACUACAUCAGCCACCAAUAUAAUGAAGAAUAAUAAGAAGAUAGUCAAGAAGGAUACAAAGACAGAUACAUCGAAUGUUGAGACGACAGAGACAAAGACAAUGAAUGAUGAUAAGGCAGAUAUUGACUUGGAUCAAUUGUUUGCGAUAAAGAAACAGAGAGAUAUAAAGAAUAAGGCAAUUGAACAGAGAGAGAAGGAGAAAGAGGUGGCUGCGAACGAAGCAUUGGCAAAGAAGCAAAAGAACAACAGAGCAAUUGAUGAUGACGACUUCUUUGACAGUAGAGGUGUGACAAUCAAAGAGAGGAGAUUUAUCGAAGGACUGCCAGUGUACACUGAGGAGGAGCUUGGAUUGGAGAAUGACUACGAUACAGGAGACACUGAUCUGUGUCCAUUCGAUUGUCAAUGUUGU
Acytostelium subglobosum LB1 is the source of this 633-nucleotide messenger RNA. RefSeq lists its product as hypothetical. The transcript is spliced from 2 exons. The annotation marks the transcript as partial. The record is from RefSeq and is a predicted model, not a curated record. Lineage: Eukaryota; Evosea; Eumycetozoa; Acytosteliales; Acytosteliaceae.